GACCAAGUGGUGAAAGAGGACAGUGUGGAAGCCGUCGGGGAGCAGCUGAAGGUCUAUCACCAGCAGUACCAGGACAAGAGCUGGGAGUACGACCUGCUGUAUGAGGAGUACACGCGCACUUCCCAGGAGCUGCAGAUGAAGAGGACGGCAAUCGAGGCCUUCAACGAGACAAUCAAGAUCUUUGAGGAGCAGUGUCAGACGCAGGAGAAAUGCAGCAAGGAGUACAUCGAGCGCUUCCGGCGGGAGGGCAACGAGAAGGAGGUGCAACGGAUCCUCAUGAACUCGGAGAAGCUCAAGUCUCGCAUCACAGAGAUCCACGACAGCAAGAUGAAGCUGGAGCAGGACCUGAAGAAACAAGCCUCGGAGAACCGGGAGAUCGACAAGCGCAUGAACAGCCUCAAGCCAGACCUCAUGCAGCUGCGCAAACUGCGGGACCAGUAUUUGGUGUGGUUGACGCAGAAGGGUGCCCGGCAGAAGAAAAUCAACGAGUGGUUGGGCAUCAAGAACGAGACGGAGGACCAGUACUCCAUGAUGGAUGACGAGGAGGAGCUGCCCCACCACGAGGAGCGGACGUGGUACGUGGGGAAGAUCAACCGCUUGCAGGCGGAAGAGAUGCUGUGCGGCAAGCGGGACGGCACCUUCCUGAUCCGCGAGAGCAGCCAGAAGGGAUGCUACGCCUGCUCCGUGGUGGUGGACGGUGACACCAAGCACUGCGUGAUCUACAAAACAGCGACCGGCUAUGGGUUUGCCGAACCCUACAACCUCUACGCCUCCCUCAAGGACCUGGUCUUGCACUACAAGCACACAUCCCUGGUGCAGCACAAUGACUCCCUGAAUGUCACGCUCGCUCACCCGGUCCUUUCCCAGCCACCAGCCAGAUGAGCAGCCCGUACACAACACAACAGCUGCCUUCAGCUUCUCCCCAGGGCGCUGCUUUCUGGCUCUGGACUCUUGCACCCUGUAUAGUUGAGUCUCCGUGCUCCUGCCCCUCCAGAGCCUCUGAGAUGUCUGUGACCGUUCCUGGUGUCCCUUUUGGUCUGUAGCUGAAACCCGUGUUGGCUGAUGGGACAAAAAGGCUGGGGCUGUUGACUCCCAGUGGGCUCCAGCCUCUAGGAGGUGGGAUCCAGUUGUGAUUGAAUUACCGUGGGCGAGCACAGCCCCUUCCCCUUCCCCGAUAAGCAGAUCAGAUCCCCUUCUUGCUGGCAAGUCGCCCCGCUACGCAUCACUGUAGAGCUAGAUUUCCGAUUCCUCGGUGCGCUACGGCGUCGGUCACUGCCCCGGCCGAGCGGCCGCGAGCGCUGCUCUGAGUGAGGGGCUCCCGGCCUGG
Messenger RNA from Pelecanus crispus (Dalmatian pelican), 1327 nucleotides. The record is from RefSeq and is a predicted model, not a curated record. Lineage: Eukaryota; Metazoa; Chordata; Aves; Pelecaniformes; Pelecanidae.